AUGUCGAACGGCCUCAGAUCGCCUGUGUAUCGCCCUGCUUCUAACGGUCAGAUCGAGCGAUACGUGCAGACAAUGGAGAAUUCACUGAAGAAACUCGAAAGGUUCGCUGACGAAGAAGUUGUCAUGGUCCGAGACUACAGGAGUCCCAAACAACGAUGGGUUGUAGGAAAGGUCGUUCGCGCAUGUGGACUACAGUUGCGAAUCGUUCGAAUCAACGGUAUGUUCUGGAAAAGACACGUCGAUCAGCUGCGAAGAUGCAAGCUUGACUACGAGGAGGCUACAGAGAGCGAAACCCCGGUGAUACUUUUUCCCGGACCUUCCCGUCAAGCUCAUAACACCGCUCCCGAGAUCAGCAGCACUAUCCAAGGGGGAAACGAGUCCGAGGUCGACCACUCGGAUGACGAUCUCUUCGACGCCAAUGUAGCUGAGGAGACCAUCAAGCCUCCAAGUGUCAACGUUCAAGUCGGGGAGGCAACCGCGGUUGAACCGCGCCGAUCCGCGAGAACGACGCGACGAAAGGAGAGGCACCAUCGCGGCUUGGACAUUGAAUACCAUAUUGUGAUAAUCCUGUAA
Messenger RNA from Galendromus occidentalis (western predatory mite), 573 nucleotides. RefSeq lists its product as uncharacterized. Gene Ontology annotation, molecular function: nucleic acid binding. The record is from RefSeq and is a predicted model, not a curated record. The coding region runs from base 1 to 573 and encodes 190 amino acids. The transcript has 2 exons. NCBI's taxonomy places the organism in Eukaryota, Metazoa, Arthropoda, Arachnida, Mesostigmata, Phytoseiidae.